GGGCGGGGAGCCACAGGCUUGGUAUGCGUCUUCGGAAACUACCGAUUGGGAAAAACACGCAAUUACUUAUUUCUUGUCAGCGCUCGCCAAAUCAUCUCCAGGCAAAGCAUCUCUGGCAGACUUCUCACAGGGAGCGCUCGCGAUUUCAUGCUCAAUUAUUUUUAGUAUUCGACUAUCAGGAUAUCGAAGAACUCGCGAACCAAAAGCCUAG
Molecule: messenger RNA, 211 nt
Organism: Acaulospora colombiana
Lineage: Eukaryota; Fungi; Glomeromycota; Glomeromycetes; Diversisporales; Acaulosporaceae
Source: the annotation of a GenBank genome assembly